This is a messenger RNA of Stegodyphus dumicola, 3751 nucleotides long. RefSeq names its product AP-4 complex subunit beta-1-like. Gene Ontology annotation, biological process: vesicle-mediated transport; intracellular protein transport. Gene Ontology annotation, cellular component: membrane coat. Lineage: Eukaryota; Metazoa; Arthropoda; Arachnida; Araneae; Eresidae. The record is from RefSeq and is a predicted model, not a curated record.
UGCAUGCUUUGAUUUCUUUCUUAGGCAGUAUUCUCGACCUUUCCCUUGUCAUAAGAAAAAACUUGUUCUUCCUUAAUAUUUGAACAACACACUAUUUAAGUUUUUAUUAAUUUUUUCUGACAUAUAAGCAAAUCGAGAAAAGUACUAUUUCAUUCCUCUAAAUUAGCAAUAUUCAAAAACGAAACAGGCCUUCAAUUUUGACAUAAGCAGUAGCUACUCCCAAACUACUCAGCUAAUAGGAAUAAUACAAAAUAGCGGAAAGUUUCGUGAACUUGUCGUUUUGGAAGUAGAGUUGCAAAAUCGUAGGUUAUGUUGUAUUAUUAGUAAAUGAAUGUGUAUUAAGAAUUAGGAUAAGUUCGAUAUUAGUGUUAUACUCUAAGCUAAUUCGUUGUGUUGAACUCUCUACCUUUUUUUCUAAGUAUUAAAUCGUCGCAAAUUGCUUCAGUACAAUGUAAACACUGUCAUGAAAAUUCAGCUGAUGUAAACGGAAUUCAUCUUCUGAUUAAACUGAGCCGGAUUUUCGACUUGUGAUCCAUAGACAAUGACUUAUAUUAACCAAAGAUCAAUGUAAAUUCGUAGCUGAACCAAUGGUUUUAAAUAACACAACAAAAUUCAAUGGCACGAGAAAUAAAAUAUGUUUCUUCCAUGAUAUCUCAGCUGCUCAUGGGAAAUGGUGAAACAUGUUAUGCUGAAGUAUCUGCUCAUUUGUUGAAUUUAAUGGACAGAGAUAAAGAUUUAUCACCACUAGCUGGCAAAAUAAUAAAGCUUUUAUCUUUACCAUAUCCUCCACUGAAGCGAGUUGUGUGUUCCUAUUUAAUAAGGUACUCAGCUAGUAUAGUUGAAUUGAAUGUUCUAGCAAUAAAUUGCUUCGUGAAGGACUUUAAAGAUCCUAACCCCUAUGUGCGAAGAUUGGUUAUUAAGACUGUGUGUCGUAUACCCUGUUUAAAAGACCUCGCCUUGCAGAUCUUACCUCAAGCACUGUGUGAUGAUAGUUCCUAUGUGCGUAGUACUGCAGCUACUUCUUCUGUUCUAGUUAUUGAAAAACAAAAUUUAAAUGCCAGUCAAGACAUUAUUGAUAAAUUGUAUGAGAUGAUUAAAGAUCCUGAACCUCAAGUGAUUUGUAGUAGCCUUUAUGCUUUAGAAGAAAUAUUACAAUCAGAAGGUGGAGUUAUAAUUAAUCGUAGAAUAUUUUUAUAUUUAGUUAGCAGAAUUUCAGAUUUUCAAGACUGGAAUUUUGCUGUAGUUUGCAUAGUUCUGAAGAAGCAUAUUCCAGAAAGUGAAGAGGAAUUACUUUAUUUUUUAAAUGCUGUUGAUGAGAGGUUACUCCAUUCAAAUCCUGCGAUUUUUGUAACAGCAGCUGAUAUUGCUUUGUAUUAUGCAAAUCAUUUAGAGAAAAAUUUUUCAGUUGACAUUUUAAAACAGAUUUCUCCACAAUUAAAGUUGUUACUGUCGUCUUCAAAUGCAGAAUUACUUAGUGCAAUUUUAGAUAUUAUAGAAUCAUAUCUGCCUAAUCACAGAGAAAUAUUUUCAUCGUUUUAUAAUCUUUUUUUCUGUUAUUUUCAUGAUUCAGUUACAGUUAAAGUUAAAAAACUCUGCAUUCUAGUUCAUUUGGUAAAUAAAUCUAAUAUUUCAGCAAUAGCUGAAGAACUGUUAUUAUACUGCAGUGAUUGUAACAAAGAAAUAUCCUCUCAAGCCGUGCACAGUUUUGUCUUCACUUUAAAAAAGCAUUCUGUUGGAAAUCCUAUGAAAAAAUUUAUUUCUCUAAUUGAUAUAGAGUUUAAUACUUUAAAUGAAGAAAUUUUAAAAGCUGUAUGUUCAUUGGAUUUCCAUGAGUUGAUUGAUCUUAAAAAUGAAGUAAUGCAUGUUGUAUCAGAAUGUUCUCUUAAUAUUGUUAGUUUCGAUGCAAAAUUGUCUUUGUUAAAGCUUCUGGUUAGGUAUGGAAAUGAAAUUACCAGAUCACCAUAUAUUAUUGAACAGUUUGUUAAUGAUCCAGUUAAUCUUGAAGAUGAAAAUAUCAUGACUCUUCUGUUAACAGCUUCGGUCAAACUUUUCCUUCACCAUCCACAGAAAAUGCAACUUCUCUUAGGAUAUAUACUGCAGCAUGCAAAGACAUCUAAUAAUUUAUCAUUGAAGAAACUUGGAUCCAUAUAUCACUAUUUUUUGAAUAAUUGCAGCAUUGCUCAAAAGAUAAUAGGCUCUUAAUUGGCUGUGUAACCCUCUGACGGGCAGUGGGAUGUCAGGCAUCCCUUCUCUUUUUAUCAGUUAUAAUCUCUAGGAUGAAAGCUGUAAAAUUCCGUUUAAAACAUGUACAAUUACACCUUUUAGUUUUCUAAAUAUAUAACAGAUGGCAGCACUAGUAUUCAUUCAUAGAAAUAAUGUAGAAAAAAUUCUUUGCAGGUCUAAUUUUGAAGCAGGGUUUUUUUUUUUUUUUUUUUUUUUUUUUUUUUUUUUUUUUUUUAAUUAUUAUUAUUUUUAUUACUUAAUUUCUUAUGCAAUUUAAAUCGUCUGAACAAUAGCUUUUAGUGUUAGAAUGAAUAUUUUUAUCUGAAACUUUCCUUUUCUAAUAAAAAUUAUUUGAAUUCAUAUAUAUUAAUUAAAAACGGUUGAAAUUAAAAGGUAGGACAAAUUUGUCCCACUGCACAUGUAGGAUAUGCUGCUACUAGGUGGCAGCACUGUUCAAUUUUUUUUUAUUUAAGUAUGUUCGUUUCAUAUAUAGAUAAUGCAAAUUAUACUUUUUAAUAAAUUGCAGUAAUGUUAAAACUUGAAAAAUAUUUAGUUUUUUCCCGAAAGAAAUGCAAAUAUAUCCUUCUUACACGAAAUGUCAUUGAAUACUGAAUGGAUAUGUGAGUGUGAGUCACCAUAGAAAAAUAUCCUAAGCGGAGGGAAAGAGAUGAAAUGUAAAUAAACAUGAUGGCCUUCUUAACAUUCUCCUUUUCAAACCUGUAGCAAAUCGAAAAUCUUCUCUGUUUCAAACCUGUUACGAAAUCAUUAAAAAAUAUCUAAAAUGUCUCACAGGGAGCUAUUUUUUUAAAAAUAUGUAAUUUUUUUAAAUAUUUUUUUAUUUUCUAAAUUUGAUCAAUGUUUUCUAGAUAAUUAUUCAAAAACCUUUUCAUAUAUAUCUUGCAUUUUCAUUUGGUUUCUAAAAUUAGCACUUUAUAUAAGCAUGUUAGGGGAAUUAAUACUCAGGCAAAGAUGCCAUUUUGUUGCUCCAGAUGCACGGUGGGAGAACUGGUAUCCCACCACUUCAUGAAUUACCGUAAAGAUUAACUUUUUUCCCAUGGAGUAACAUUGUAUUCAAGGCUAAUUAUCUAUAUGUAAAGUUAUUUCUUUCAAAAAAAAAUUUUUUUAAUACCUCCCAAAUUUCAAAGGGUUAAAUGCUAGUGUAGAAAAUUGGAAGUAUUAAAAUUUUUUACUUCAUUAUUUUCAAAUCAUAUUUGGGGUAUAAAAGGUUAGAUUAGGUUAUAUGAAUAUGAAAUAGCACAUAAGGGCUAUUUGCCAGUCUUAAGUUAGGGUUAUCUUCCUAAGGGGAGGGGUGCCUUCCUGGAGGGCUUGAGGGAAACUGGCUCGUAUCCAUGGGGAAAACCAUGAAUGCUCAGAUUUGAACCCUGGUUCAAUUCUUAGUAUUCAGUGGUCUUAACUACUAGGCCACUUAACUACUAGUGGUAGGACAUUUGUUCUACAGAAGCAGUUUUCAAAUGUAUUUUAUAUUUUUUCACCAAAUUUGUUCAAAUAAAAGUUAUUUUUCUUAUUU